AUAUUGGAUAUCUUGGACAUUGGAAAAUGGACAGUUGCAAUCCUUACAUUUCGGCGCCUUAAGUUAGGCGGUACAAACGAGUAAAGCACGUUACACAUGGAUUCGAAGUCUCCCUUAAGCAAAAAAGUGAAGAGCAGCAAUCAGACAAAGAAAACCCAAGCUGCUAAAAAUGUAUCCAAGAUAUCGAAGAAACCUUCAAAGUCACUUCAGGCACUGAGAAGUGUGAAAAGUGGCAAAGUAGUGAAGGCAGGAAGCAAAAAGUCCGCGAGUUCUCUGAAGGCGUUGAAAGCACAACGGGCUGUAACACUAGGUGCCCAUACGAAGGGCAAAAAAAGAGUAAUGUAUACAACGCGAUUUAGACGACCAAAAACAUACAAACCUCCACGAUGUCCCAAGGAUAGAAGAUUCCUGAUCCCCAAAAGAAACAAACUGGAUGCCUUUCGCAUCAUUCAGCAUCCGGUUACAACCGAAGCUGCUAUGAAGAAAAUUGAAGACAAUGACACGUUGGUGUUUAUUGUUGACCGACGAGCAAAUAAACCCGCAAUCAAAGCCGCUGUCCAAGAACUUUAUAACAUAAAAGUUGCAAAAGUGAAUACGCUCAAUUGCCCUAACAAUGUUAAAAAAGCAUACGUAAAACUACCACCGGACUUUGAUGCCUUGGAUGUUGCUAAUAGAAUUGGUAUUAUAUAAGUUGUGAAAAAAUACAUUCGCUGGUUUUUUGAGAAGUCCAUGUAUUUUCGAAAACUUCACAAAAGUACUCAGUUCUUAUCAAAUGCGUGGCACUCGCAUUAGUAAGGAUCAUGUAUUUCUGAUUUCAUAAGCUCACGUUAUAUCCUUUAUCAUUUAAAUCGGAUUAUAGAUAUUGUGACUA
This is a messenger RNA of Schistosoma turkestanicum, 871 nucleotides long. Lineage: Eukaryota; Metazoa; Platyhelminthes; Trematoda; Strigeidida; Schistosomatidae. The record is from the annotation of a GenBank genome assembly.